Molecule: messenger RNA, 240 nt
Organism: Adineta ricciae
Lineage: Eukaryota; Metazoa; Rotifera; Eurotatoria; Adinetida; Adinetidae
Source: the annotation of a GenBank genome assembly
AUGUCCAGUUAUGAAUCAUCUAUAUCUAAUCAAGAAGAUUUAUUCAAAGAAAAUGAUCAACAAAUGAAAACCAUUCGUCGUUUAGAUAUACAUAUUAAAUUACUUUGGAAAUCACAAAAGAAUCUAUUGAAAACAACAAAUCAAACCGAACGAGAUAAUAAAAAGAAAACUAUUCAAGAAUUUCUUGGAUACGAAAUAAUCUGUCAUGAUGCAUUUAGGAAAAAGGUGACAAAGAUAUGA